Messenger RNA from Cryptosporidium muris RN66, 3918 nucleotides. RefSeq lists its product as uncharacterized. The record is from RefSeq and is a predicted model, not a curated record. The transcript has a single exon. NCBI's taxonomy places the organism in Eukaryota, Apicomplexa, Conoidasida, Eucoccidiorida, Cryptosporidiidae. Bases 1 to 3918 code for a protein of 1305 amino acids.
AUGUACUUAAACCAAUGUAUAUUAGAAAUAGCUACAGAAAGUGUGCAUAAAAGUAGCUUUAUGAAUAUAGAAGGACAGCAGUACUGCUCAAAUAGGUAUUCUGCAAUCCUUAGUGGUAGUUGUAAUUUAGGAAAUGAACAAGAUUUGAUUUUAAAACCUACAGGAAUGGCAUAUUCUUUCUCACCUUGGCAAAUGGAUCGAAAAGUACUACAAAGGACUUAUGAAGAUAUAUCAUUAAUAGAUUACAGUUUGAAUAUGUCUGGAAUUUCAAGGCCAAUUUCUAUGGGAAUUACAUGUAGAGAAACACAGACCCCAAACACUAUUAGUAGUAGUUCACAAAAUCGUAGAGCUUUGAAAGACUACUUAGAAAGUUUUCUCAUUUCUGGAAGUACAAAUGUAACAGUUCCUUCACCGUAUUUAAAUAUAUCACGUACUUUAUCUAUAUGGCAGAAAACUCAAGGGUUGCAGAGUAGGUUUGUAGCUGAUUUGAUUGACUUUGCUAAAUUAUGUGGCGUGCCAAGACACCAUACAUACAAAGACUUGUUUCAUAUGUUAAUUGGACUAUUUAAAACUAAAUUAAAGUCAAAGGAAAUGGAUUGCAGAUCAUAUCCUCAAUUUGAAUCUUUGGUUUUGAACUCAAUUAGAGAUAUCCAAACUCCACAAUUAGUGGAGCCAAUCAUAUCAAUGUUAUUACAAUUCCCUAUAUUACCACCAAAAAUUAUCAAUGAAAUAUUAUCACUAGAUACGUGUCUAUCUCCAACCUUUGCAACUUUCUAUAAAUUAGCCCCAUUAAAGUUAAAACAACAAAUAUGGUUGGAAAGACCAAGAUGGUUCAUUGCUGAGAUAACUCCCUUUAUUAUGAAAUGUAUAAACCUACUAUCAAAUGUAGAUUCAUUUUCAAAGAAUACUUCUUCAAACUUUGGUAGUAGCCAAUGUCAGAAUAUAAAUGCCGAAAUAAACAAAUUAUUUGAAUUUGUUACGUUGAAAAGGAAUAUAAACAGGGAAUCUUCAAAGCUUGGGGAAACAAAUGACGAAUUUACAGAGUUUUAUAGAGAAAUUGAGGAGUCUAUAUUUAAUAAUUCAAAACAUUCUAGCAAAGAUUCGGAUAUACUUGAAGACCAAAUUUUAGGUUCAAUCUGUUCUUCAACUUCUAACACUGUAGAACAGUCAAACUUCUGUGAAUCUCUUUCUAUGUUUGCUUUAAGAUCUCAGGCUUUAUAUAUUGCAUCAGUAGAAACUGAAUAUGAUGACUUAGAGAAAAUGAGAGACCUGAUAAAGAUUUUUCCAUUUUCAACACCAAAUACAAAAAAAGGUCUUACUAGUUUUAUUAAACUUGAAAAGGAGCAAUAUGGCACUAGCCAGAAUAUUUCUUGUUUAGUACUCAACUCUUCAUUGAAUCAGAAUUCGACUUCAUUAUCUUUAUCAUCUAAUUUUGUGCUAUGUGGAAAUAUCUUGGAGAUUGGUCGUAUCAUUGCUUAUAUUGCAUAUUGUAUUGGAGAUUACGCAGAUUUGUACAUUUGUUUUGCUUCUAUUAUUAGACAGAUUUUUAGUGAGUCACUAUCUUGUAACAUUAAUAUGUUACAAACAUUUCCAUCUAUAUUGAACUCUUCUACACCAAUAAAACGUCCUGUCACAAGCAACAGCUCAAAUUUUGAUGUCUAUAUUCCCAAUUUACCACCUUCAGUAACUACAAAUAGUAUUUUGAAUUCUUUAGCCAAUCCAGUUUACUUAGCUAAUAACAUGAAUGUUCCUCAAUUAGAUCACAACUCUACCUCAAAUAAUGUAACUCAUACACAAAAUACUCGUUUGACAUCAAAUCAGCUAAAAGGUGGACUUGGUGAACCAUAUUUAGUAACAGUGAGGGUUUUAGUAGCUUUACGUUUGUUUAACAAGAAUAAUAAGUGCAAUAGAAACCAAGAAAGCAAUCAUUCAUCAAUAAUGUAUUCAUCUUCUAUAGCAUCUAAUACUAGUGCUAGUUAUGGAGUUGGAAAUAUAGGGACUUCUAAUAUUUCGGCUAAUUCUGGGAAUAAUAUUGGUUUUAGAACAAACAAUGAAGAGACUUGUAAUAAUCUAAAUUUUCUAGUAUUAUCCGAGUGUGAUCCUAUAAUAUGGCCUUGCAUUAGCAUAGUAGGAAGUACACUACGUGAUGGAUUUGCUUGCAAUCGAACCCAAGAAUCUUUAAUGAAUGUAUCUUAUACGCUAAUAAUAAAAUCAGAGGCAGACUUAUCAGAUGUUGCUUUUGCUUUUUCUGAGCCACACUUCUUAAUGGCAUGUUCGGAGUUCAUUGUUGAAACAGCCAUAGCAACAAUGUCUCAACCUUCAGUUGAUGCUUUAUUAGUAUUAGAUCCUCAAAGGAGAAAAAUUCCACUAGCAUUAUUAGUUCUUGGAAUGAACUCACCAUAUACUUUUAUUAACAGCAAUAAUAACAUAAACAAACGCCUUUAUGGAAAUUAUGGUAAUAUUGAUGGAUAUCCUACAGUAUCUGGUUUAAAUCAAGCAAAAGUAAGUAGACUAGCUGCAUACCAGAUAAAUAAUACUUCUUCUGUGGUACCUUCUUUAAAUAUGAGGAAAAGGCUGAAGAUAUCUGAUAUAGGUCAUGGAACCAGUUCUGCUAUGAGACUAGAUUCAGUAUUUAAUUAUCUCGUAACUACAAAUACAACGAUUUUACCAAGGGAAGCUGCAUCAGUUAAUCUUAGUACUCAAAAUCAGUGCCCCAGUAAAAAUCUAAUAAUUCAUAAAGCUGCGAGACUUAGUCAAACUGUUUUAUCUACAUUUUUACCAUUGCUAGAUCGUUAUUUAGAAGUUUCUCUUAUUAGUGCUAAUAGCUCAAGUAGUAGUGAUAUGUCAAAUAAGACAAAGAGAAAUGAAACUUUAAAAAUAAUCAGAAAUGAAUUAAAGUCAGUAGUAAGAAAUAUGGAAAUAAGCUCUGCAAAUUAUGAAACUUUGAAUAUGGGAGUUUCUACGGCUCAUGAGAGUUCUACCAAUUGUAGAGAACUAACAAUGAUAGUUAGUUUACAGGUAGUACGCCUCAUAUCUUUAGCAUUAUUCUUUGUUGGAUUAAAGCCACAUUCCCCUAUAAAAAACAAAUAUAAUACCACAAAUACUUUAAAUAUUUCAUCUAACUGUAAUAAUGAACUAAAUAACACUCAAGGAUUUAUUUAUGGUCACGUACAUUUAGAAAAUUCUGAAAUGAGUUCUUAUUCCACUUGUUGUACUACUUCUAUGACUCCUACAUGUAUUGAUUUAUCUAUAAGAUUAAUGGAGAUAUCCUUAGCUUCAGACUGGAUUACUCACUUUUUUCUAAAAUCAAUUGUAUGUCUUUUAUGUACCUAUCCAAGAAUUCUACCAAACUUAACGAACAUUUCAAAUUCCAGAUCAACAAAUAAUGAUUUAUUUUCUAUUCAGGACUCUAAUUAUACUACCAAGUCGUUGAUUGGCUAUAUUCCUUCAGAUAUUGUACAGGCCUUAAUUUGCAGAAUUGUUAUUCCAUCAAUUAGAGAUCCUCUAAUUGGAAGCUCAGAAUUAAAUCUUGCUUUCGAAAUAAUAACUAACAAUGAAGUUUGUAAGAUAUUAGACUCUAAGACAAAACGAGCAUGUAUAGAAAGAAUUUGGAAUAGGAAUCCUUUUGCAUUUAAUAUACAUACUAAUGAAGUUGAUGGAAAUGACUUUGAAGUAAUUAUUCAAGAUAUACAUUUAAAGGAUUUGGUUGAAAAGAUUAAGAGCGUUGAUAUUACGAGGCUUAUUGUUAGUGUUUACAUCCCUUAUAAAUUAAAAUUUUGGAAGUACCAUUUUAUCGGGUUAAGUGAUACCCUUUAUUUGUGGAAACGUUGGCUAGUCUACCUUGGCUUAUGUAUUUCAAAAUUAGAUCCAUCAUUUUCUGAAAUCCACCUUCUAUAUGAUACAAUAAACAAAAAUUAG